CCACCCUUCAUUCUGCAGAAUCACAUUCAAAAUCCAAACUUUCGUCCUCCCAGAAACAUCCUAAAAUUUUCCGGGAAAUUUCCCAAAAAUUUUCUUCACUUUCCCCCCCUAGUUUUCCAUGGCAAUUGCCUGGAAAAGAAACCAACCAACAAAACUCCUCAAUCCCAAAGCCCUAAUUUUAUUCCUCUCGGCCUCUUUUAUCCUCCUCACCUUCCUCCACCUCUCCUCCCAAACCCAAGACCCUAAUCCUGAAGCUCGCAAAACCCUCAAAGAAAUAAUUUCUGACCGUUUGAUCAAACCCUUUGAUUGCUAUAAUUCACCUCAAGCCCACCCAGUAAUUGCCAGCAUUGUUGAAGGCCUCAAAUACCCAUUUCUUUAUUCUCUUUCCGAUUUCGGAAAUUUACCCGAAAAGCCCCACAAGAAUAUUGUUAGGGUCUUGAAGGGAAAACCCUUUAGAAAACCUGAUAUUUCUGUGACUGUUCAGGAGGUGUUGGAGAAGAUGAAGGGUGAUGGUAAAAUGGGAAUUUUUGUGGAUGUUGGGGCUAAUGUUGGAAUGGCAACAUUUGCCGCCGCGGUUAUGGGGUUUAGGGUUUUGGCAUUUGAGCCGGUUUUUGAGAAUUUGCAAAGAAUUUGUGAUGGAGUGUACUUAAAUAAGGUGGGGGAUUUGGUGGAGGUGUUUGAGGCUGUUGCGUCUGAUCGGAUAGGGAACAUUACGUUUCACAAGUUGGUUGGCCGGCUCGACAAUAGUGCAGUGUCAGCCAGUGGUGCAAAGAUGGCAUUUAAGUUCAAUGAAGAAAUUGCACUUCAAGUAAGGUCCAUUCCCCUUGAUGAAGUGAUCCCGGAGUCUGAAUCUGUGCUUUUGCUCAAAAUAGAUGUUCAGGGCUGGGAGUAUCAUGUAUUGAAGGGAGCCUCAAAGUUACUGUCAAGAAAGAAAGGUGACGCCCCGUACCUAAUCUAUGAGGAAGAUGAGCGGUUGUUACAAGCCAGCAAUAGCAGUGCAAAAGAGAUCAGGGAUUUCCUCCACACUAUGGGUUACCAUCAUUGCACACAGCAUGGUACCGAUGCACACUGCAUCAAGCAGGAUUGA
This is a messenger RNA of Ilex paraguariensis (yerba mate), 1087 nucleotides long. NCBI's taxonomy places the organism in Eukaryota, Viridiplantae, Streptophyta, Magnoliopsida, Aquifoliales, Aquifoliaceae. The record is from the annotation of a GenBank genome assembly.